Messenger RNA from Manis pentadactyla (Chinese pangolin), 2406 nucleotides. RefSeq names its product granulocyte-macrophage colony-stimulating factor receptor subunit alpha. Bases 42 to 1349 code for a protein of 435 amino acids. Gene Ontology annotation, biological process: cytokine-mediated signaling pathway. NCBI's taxonomy places the organism in Eukaryota, Metazoa, Chordata, Mammalia, Pholidota, Manidae. Gene Ontology annotation, cellular component: membrane; external side of plasma membrane. The transcript is spliced from 12 exons. The record is from RefSeq and is a predicted model, not a curated record. Gene Ontology annotation, molecular function: protein binding; cytokine receptor activity.
UAUGCUCACUUACUGACCAGGGAGAGGGUUGUCAGAGCCCAAUGUUGGAGCCCCAAGGAACAGCGAAGGACAGCGGGUUGACGGGGAGCCUGGCGCAGUGGGCACUUCCUUCUCCAUCGGCCAGCCCCGUGGGCCCCCUGGCAACAGCCUUUCUGCUGUCUCUGUUUCUGCACCCGGCGUCCCUUCUGACCCAGGAGCACCGGGAUUUUCCAGCAGUAGAGCCGAUCCCCAGUCUAAAGAUGAAGUUCGACCCCAGGAGAAUGACGUUGACUUGGGACUGCCAAGAAAAUGCCACCUACGUGGAAUGUGUGAUGUUUCACAAGGAAAAAGGACCAAUCGCAAUAAUGCUUACGGACAAAAAAUGUCGCUGCAAAUUUCCAGACUCUUCUCUCCAUGGAGGUGUCACACUCAUGGUUACAGCAAAUAUCAGCCAAAGACUGAUUUCAGAAAAGCUGGUCUACCCUAACCCAGGUGAGGAGGGCACAGCUGCCCAAAACUUCUCCUGUUUCAUCUACAAUGCGUAUUUCAUGAACUGCACUUGGGCAAAGGGUCAAGCAGCCCCCGAUGAUGUCCAAUAUUUUUUAUAUAUACGAGACUCCAGGAGAAAAAUUGAAAGAGAGUGUCCUCGUUACAUAGACGACUUGAAAAUCCACGUGGGAUGUCACCUCAAAGACCUCUCGGGAUUGACUUUUCAUAAUUAUUUCCUGGUUAAUGGUACCAGUCAAAGAACAGGAAUCCAGUUCUUCGAUUCCAUUUUGUCAUUAAAGGCAAUAGAGAGAUACAGCCCUCCCCACAAUGUCACCGUGCACUGCAACGAAUCGCACUGCCUCAUUCGCUGGGAGAAGCCCAGGACCCUGCAGAGCCUGACCGGCUGGGAGUUCCAGUACCAGCUGGACAUUCAGAGGCAGAGCACCAUGCAACAUAGUGGAAAUCAGCUGAUUGAGGUGUCUGGUGACGCAGAAAAUAAAUACAACUUUCCGAGCCCGGAGCCCAGGGGGAAACAUGCGGUGAGGGUGAGAACCUCAGACUCGCGGAUCCAGCACUGGAGCGCGUGGAGCAGACCCGUGGAGUUCGGCUCCGAGGAAACAGAAGCCAGCCUCGUGCAUGUGUAUGUGCUGGUGGUCCUGGGAACCCUCGCGUGCGCCCUGCUGCUCGGCUGCCUUUUAAAAAGGGUCAUUGGGAAGUACAAGCUGUUUCCACCGAUCCCACGGAUCAAAGAUAAACUGACGGAUAACCAUCAGUCCGACCAGCAGAUGAUCUGGGAGAAGUUCCCACCCAGCGCAGGCAGAGGGGACAAUGAAGAGGUCUUAACCGUGGAGGAAUUGACGGAGGCCCCCACAAGCCCCUGACUUCUCAUGCCCACACCCCCAGAUGUUCUGGAAGCCAUUUUUUGUUCUGUUUUGAGCAUUUGUAUAGCUUUCCAUUUUUGUACUUAAAACAGUGAUUUUUGCAAAGAUGCUUGCAUUUGGAGGGGCUGCUCCACGUCCUUGAUCCCGACCCGGUGAUGAGCCCUCUCUGUCCCCUGGGGAGCAGGGGACCUUCCUCACAGAGGGUCGCAUCUGGUCACAGAGCCUCGGCUCUCCCAGUGGGGACACGCUGCUUGUCCACUCCCACCAUCAGCUGCUGUCAGGCAGACGAUGGGUUUGCUAACAAAUGGCCCAAACCCAGUGAUGUGACGCCACACAGAUCUACCAUCUCAUGGCUCGUGGACACACCACCUCCCCAUAUUAGGACCCUUGUGACCAUGUCAGCCCAGCCGAAUAUUCCAGGGUUGUCCAUUUCAAGAUCCUGAACUUUGUCAUUUCUGCAAAUUCCCUUUAGCCUCGUAAGGUCACAUAUUCACAAACUCAUGGGUGAGGACAUGGAGUCGUUGGGGACCUUAUUCUGUCCACACACAGGGUGGUGAGGAAAUGGGCAUCCCUGGGGACCUUAUUCUGUCCCCCACGAGCAGGGGUGAGGACACGGACUAUUUGGGGGUGUCAUUCUGUCCCCCACGAGCAGUAACUGGCCACCAUUCAGACACUGAGCGUGCCAGAGAACAAUAGCCCAGCAGUAUGACAGCUGAUGCCACGGUGCCAGGGGACUUCAGAGGGAAGAGACGUCCCCGGGGCGUGGGGUUUAGGUGGAGAGAGAACCUACCUGAGGUCUGGGUUUGGGAUGUGACCUUUGGCCUUCCCCAUGUGUAUCCCGUGUCUGUUCGUCAAACACUAGCCACCAGGGGCGCUUGUGGACCAGGCAGACAGCGGCUUCCAGAGCUUCCUGGUCCGGCCCUGCAGGUCCAGGGGCCAAAGCCCAAGGAGGAGAUGCAGCCAGAGUCCUGGGGGGUGAGGGAGGGGAGUCAGGGAAGGAGGGUGGGAACUGUGCAAAAGCCCGUGUCCCCAGGGGAACGCCCAGACCCGGACCCCC